CACUGACAACACCGCGAAUCAAUGACGUUUACCUAGUUUUAAAACAAUACACAAUCCUUAGUUUUGUAGACUCAUUGUUUUAGUUUUCCCCAUUUUCAUUUUGCAUGCAUUUUCCGUAGAUUAUUACUUAUCACCGAAUUCAUAUUAUUAUGACCGUCCCACUGUCGAAAGACGAAUCUCAUUUAUAACCGAAAUCGGAAGCAGCACACAAAACAAUUUUCCGUAAUACCACUUGUCUAUCAUGAGUAUUAAAACAAGAUCUCUAGUGUUUGCAACGUUCUUCGGUAGUUGCAUUGUUGUCGGUCUUCUAGUUGCCGCCUUAACGACUGAUUAUUGGGUAUUAUCUGAAGCAAAACGUCACACCAAUGGAACGAUAACGAAAGAACCUGCGGGUAAAGUUAACUUUGGCCUAUUUUCCGGCUACAAAGGACUCAAUAUUGGCUAUGGCGUUCGACCGGAAACUAUCAAUGUUAUGCUGUUCAUGCAAUCCGAACCGGAUUCGAUGAACUAUUGGUUGUGGUUAGGAGCGGCUCUUGGUGUCGGAUUUGGUUUAUUGGCCAGUGCUAUUGCUGCCAUUGCAUCGGUACUUAAGACUGCUUCGAUUUCGAAGAAACGGGGAACAUUGAUUUUACUGUUCAUCAGUAAUGUAGCGUCAGCUCUGUCACAAAUUCUUGCCUUUAUUUGCUGGCUCGUUCAAUUCUUCCAAUAUUUAACGCACAAUGUUCUAACAACGGCUGAUCGAGAGACCCAUUGGUACUCACACGGCCUAGCAUCACUUGGUCAUAGCUUUUAUUUCCUUGUCGUUGGAAUUUUAUUCGUGUUCUUCAAUAUUGGACUGCUCAUAGCUGCGGUAAAUAUGGAACGUAGAGAACGCCGAAAAGCCAGACACGAUGAUCCUGCGUACGAUGAGAAGGCUCAGGGAGCUAUUAUGUUGUAUUAGGAGGGAGAGACGUUCAUGUGGAACGUUAACUUUUCACAUUUUUUUUUUAUUUCUAAAGAUCUGAGACUUUUGAACAAAUUGAAAUUAAGCAACACAAAGUUAAAGUGCCUAUCAUGCCAUACUCACAACUCUUUUUUUUAUAGAUUUAUCGAUGAUUGCCUAACUGUACAUUGUUGUACUUAACAAAAUGUUAACGAGAGUGAAAUAUUUUUGUUUUACAAAUAAAAGUUUACAUUUUUCAGUAACAGCA
Molecule: messenger RNA, 1190 nt
Organism: Bradysia coprophila
Lineage: Eukaryota; Metazoa; Arthropoda; Insecta; Diptera; Sciaridae
Source: RefSeq, a predicted model, not a curated record